GUUGAAUGGAGACGCGUCUUUGUGGCAAAUGUGAAAACAUUCUAGACGUAAAGCGAUUUAUUUGCAGUUAAAGAUCAACCUUCCUAAGGAAACCAAGUGUGAACUAUUGAGCCCAAGAAGAUGGAAGAUACUUGACUGACAUAAUCUGCUCCAGGCAAAACUGGGUCCAGAGCUUAUCAAGUGCAAUCUUAAUAUUUAUUAAUAUACCAAAGAUCAGCCAUGUCUGCGUCCGUCGACUCCCAGACGUACUACAAGAAUCGCCUUGACAAGUUCAAAUCCCGGUCGAACAGGAUCUUCAACCGGGCUCAGAACCUAAACCGAACAUUGGACCGGCAGCUGGAAGCGUCAGUCAAGAGCCUGGCGACCAACCGUGACGUCAAUAUCCGUCGUGACCAGGAGAAGAUCUGGAUGGUGACGGGAGCUGGACUUCAUCCACCGAAAUACUCCAGUGCCAAGGAAGAUGUGCCUUCGUAUCUUCAAAAGCAAGCGCAUGCGACUUUGCCAACCCCGCAAGAACUCAGCUCGCUUUUACCAAACAAGAAGGCAAAGGAGAGGACUCAAUCGGCGGGAAAUUAUAGACAGCUCUCCAAGAGACGGCUAUCGUCCAUGAAGUCAAUGGAUUUGAAUAUCAUCCAUUACCGUAAAACAUUGGAGAGCAUGCGGGAAAAGGAAAUACUACCGCUUUAUGAGAUUAUCCAGGGGAACGAAGGUGGUGAUGACGUCGAUGGUGAUGUGGGUGUUGGUGGUGUUGAGCAGAAGGAAGCACUACCUAAUGGGUCACUGUCUGUGAGUACCCCUUACAUACGACCAAAUACGGCGAUACCUUCAUCAUCAAGCAGUAGACUUAGUCAGCCAGAACGACCAAAGACAUCGAUACCUGACGCAGCCAGACGCAAGAGACGCGAGUCCGUUCCAAAUGCAACGGCCUUAAUGAUUGAACAAGCGCAGGAUCCAAAAAACAAAGUCCUAAGGACAAACUUCCUGGACAUGUACAAGACGCAAAUGGCAAAGCACCAGCGAAGAAUGUCCGCUAUCAAAGAUAAACGCUCGCCGAAGGCUACAGCAAUUACAGAAGACCCGAGCGAAAGACCUCGUACCGCUGGCCCGACGAUCGCAGAGGAGGACGAAGAGGACGAAAGAAGCCAAAGCCCAGGGUUCAUGUCGGAUACGUCUGCUUCCAAUCGCCGGAAAAGUCUGCGGCAGAGGCUCAGGCGAACCAGCUUGGCCGCCGUUUCUGGCAUGAACACUUUGCAUAAAGAGGUCAAAAGCUUCCAAAGCUUCCGGAAGUUCAAGAAGGAGAGCCUCAACGUCCUGGAGAAUGAUAUACCAAGCAUUGAGGACCUUGAAGAAGGAGAGUUGUUCGAUGAGAUGCGGAAGUGUAGGUACAUCCGAUGGGGCGAAGAUGAGGAGAUGGUCGAGAAGUUAAAUGAAGACCAACCCCUCACCAAUCACUUAAAGAGGUUAUCUAUUGAUACUACGAAGAGACCGAAAAGAUUCCUUAAGAAACUAAAUGAACAACACGAGCCUGGAUCUUGAUUGAAAUCGGGAUAUGAAGUCUUUGAAUAAUUUUACUUAUACUAAAACAAUUCUUUGCAUCAGGGGUGGAUACAGGAUUUCAGAACGGGGAGAGGACACAUGAUAUUUUAUUAGAAAACAAAUUUACAAAAACACAAGAACGGGUCUAUUUCCAUCCACACCAAAAUAGUGGUUGAGGGCACAUGUGAGGGCUGCACUGUACACUAAAGGGCACUAUUUUUGGUAAAAAGGAUGGUUAUGCUGACGAAUAUUCUAGAUUUUUUUGUGUAUGUUAGCGUUGUUGGCUGGUAAUUGAAACUUUGAAGGACGACGAUGUGCCAAGAGAUACAAUUUUCUAAAAAUUGUUUUAUCCUUUUAGUUCCUGAAUCAAAUUUGCUCUCGUGAACGGUCUGAAACUGUCUUUCAAAGUACAAGCAAUAUUGCACAACGAUGCCCAUGGAGGUACACUGUGGCAGGAAUGAAGGGGGGUGGAUAGGGGCAGGGGCUUGACUUACCCACUCCCUCCCCUGGAUCGCCAAGAGCUUCCCCAUACAUAUCUUCGUAAAAUGUGCACAAAAUCCUUUAAAGGUCAAGUCCACCCAAGAAAAUACUGACUUGAAUAAAUACAGAAAAAUCAAACUCGCAUAAUGAUGA
Molecule: messenger RNA, 2169 nt
Organism: Lytechinus variegatus (green sea urchin)
Lineage: Eukaryota; Metazoa; Echinodermata; Echinoidea; Temnopleuroida; Toxopneustidae
Exons: 2
Coding region: 220-1536 (438 amino acids)
Source: RefSeq, a predicted model, not a curated record